UUUAUUUGCGUUGAUCGAUCGAUCGGCAUUGGCAUUGUCCGGUUCGGUUCGGUACGGCAAGGAACCUUACGGAGCUUUGGAGCCCGUGAUGUAAUGUGAAGUGAAGUGACGUGACACCCAUCACCCUCCUCCCGCGAACCGUGACACCCCUUCGGGUGAGAGUGUGCAAAAGCAGGUGGAUCGUCGUUGAAGUGGUUGUUCUCGCUGUCAUUGUCAUUGUUGCUGGUGCCACUGCAACUGCAACUGUCACUGCAACCGCAACUUCAACUUCAACAGCAACCGUCGUUGUCAUUGGUCCUACUUCGAAGUUUGUAUGGCAUCGUACCGUAGGGUGGUGGUGUCGGUGGUGAUAUUGCGCUGGAGUUUGUUGCACCUGCAUUCCGUCCCUCGUCUCGCGAAGGAACCGAGCAUCGUCGUUGCCAUUGGUCGCACCGCGAAAUGCUUCGGGUUUGGUAAAAAAGGGCGAGAUUGCCCCGCGUUGCGCUGCGCUGCGCUGCGUCGCAUUGCGUUGCAUUGCAUUCGUUGCUUCGGAGCGAGCGAGCGAGUUGGAAGCAUCGCCCCCCCCCCUCCCCGUGCCGCACCGUUCGUUCCCCCCGGCUCGCUGGGCGUGAGGCAGCAGGGAACGAAUUCGCGGGCGCGCCCCGGAUGGCAUCGCCACCGCUGCCGGAACCCUUCCUUGCRUCGCAACGCCGCCGUUUCGCCUUGUUCCUGUUGCGCCUACCACAGGAGKGAUUGGGUGCGACACCACGGUCCUAGCUUGUCCUCGUAGUAUUGUACUWUAAAGAGUAGAGGAGGAUAGAUAAGGAGCGAAUCAUAGCGGCGGUGGAGCGUUUGAGAGUCAAAACAAGAGGAUCGUUGCACCACYGUUGCCAUUGUGUUUCGRCACCUUGCACGAAAAAGAAAAUUAAAAUAACUACGAAUAC
Molecule: messenger RNA, 923 nt
Organism: Pseudo-nitzschia multistriata
Lineage: Eukaryota; Bacillariophyta; Bacillariophyceae; Bacillariales; Bacillariaceae
Source: the annotation of a GenBank genome assembly